AAAAAAAGGCGCAGCAGCAGCCCCUCGCAUCCGCCCCCACGACAAGUACUAGACCGCUUUGAAGCCACUGGAUUCCUGGCGAACACGGCUCUGGGUGGGCUAGGAUGCGCAUGGAUGCUGCACCACGGGCCGGGAACUCUAUGCUGGGAAAUUCGAGGAUCGCGCAGUAAUCACGAGGUGACCGAUUCGCCCGACCCGUGAGCGGUUGUCGCUGGGAAACGGCUGUGCCGCGAUCAAGUGUCAAACGUCUCGAAGGGCCGAGCCGGCGCGUGGCAGAAACCGAAUAAUCGGCGACAAUGGCUCCGGCCGCGGCGCCCGCCGGGGGCGGGAACAUCAAGGUGGUGGUCAGAGUUCGUCCUUUCAACGGUAGAGAACACGACCGGGGAGCAAAAUGCAUCGUGGAAAUGAAAGACAACCAGACCAUCCUGACCCCGCCGCCCGAGAGCGCCGGGAAGGCGAUCAAGGACCCCGGCCAGAAAGUGUUUGCCUUUGACAAGUCGUACUGGUCCUUCGACAAGACCGCGCCCAACUACGCGGGGCAGGACACCCUGUUCAAUGACCUUGGCAAGCCGCUGCUUGAUAAUGCCUUCCAGGGAUACAACAACUGUAUUUUCGCAUACGGUCAGACCGGCUCGGGCAAGUCGUACUCGAUGAUGGGAUACGGCAAGGACGCCGGUAUCAUUCCGAACAUCUGCCAAGACAUGUUUAGGAGAAUCGGGGAGAUGCAGCAGGACCCUAACGUGCGCUGUACCGUGGAGGUGUCGUACCUGGAGAUCUACAACGAGAGGGUGCGCGAUCUCCUGAACCCGGCGAACAAGGGCAAUCUGAAGGUUCGAGAGCACCCUUCUACCGGUCCGUACGUCGAGGACCUGGCGAAGUUGGUCGUCGGAAGCUUUCAGGAGAUCGAGCACUUGAUGGAUGAAGGCAACAAGGCGAGAACGGUGGCUGCGACCAACAUGAACGAGACCUCGAGUCGAAGUCACGCCGUGUUUACCCUGAUGCUGACCCAGAAGCGCUUCGACCCGGAGACCAAAAUGGAAAUGGAGAAGGCAGCCAAGAUCAGUCUCGUCGACCUUGCCGGUUCGGAAAGGGCCACUUCCACAGGUGCGACCGGUGCCCGGCUCAAGGAAGGCGCAGAAAUCAAUCGUUCCCUCUCCACCCUCGGCCGUGUCAUCGCCGCGUUGGCCGAUCUCUCCACCGGAAAGAAAAAGAAGGGCGCGGUAGCACAGGUCCCCUACCGAGACAGCGUUCUCACGUGGCUCUUGAAGGACUCUCUCGGAGGCAACAGCAUGACGGCCAUGAUUGCCGCCAUCAGUCCGGCAGAUAUCAACUACGACGAAACGCUCAGCACGUUGCGGUACGCCGACUCUGCGAAACGCAUCAAGAACCACGCCGUCAUCAACGAAGAUGCCAACGCCCGCAUGAUCCGCGAGCUCAAGGAGGAACUGGCCCUCCUCCGCAGCAAGCUAGGGAGCGGUGGCGGUGCCAGCGGACCGUCGGUUCCCGCCGAGGAGGUAUACGCAGAAGGCACGCCUCUGGAGCAGCAAAUCGUCAGCAUCACGCAGCCCGAUGGCACGGUCAAGAAGGUUUCAAAGGCCGAAAUCGCGGAGCAGCUGAACCAGAGCGAGAAGCUCCUGCGGGACCUCAACCAGACCUGGGAGGAAAAACUCGCCAAGACGGAGGAGAUUCACAAGGAGCGAGAAGCCGCGCUUGAGGAGCUCGGAAUCAGCAUCGAGAAGGGCUUUAUCGGCAUGUCCACGCCCAAGAAGAUGCCACAUUUAGUCAAUCUUUCAGACGACCCCCUGUUGGCCGAAUGCCUAGUUUACAACCUGAAACCCGGCGUCACCACGGUCGGCAACGUCGAAUCGAACGCGGACCAUCAAGCCAACAUUCGUCUGAACGGGUCGAAGAUUCUCCACGAGCAUUGCGUCUUUGAGAAUGCUCCAGAUGGCACGGUCACAAUCAUCCCAAAGGAGGGAGCGGCCGUCAUGGUCAACGGAAAGCGAAUCUCGGAGCCGACGAGGCUACAUUCGGGUUACCGCAUCAUCCUGGGCGACUUUCACAUUUUCAGAUUCAAUCAUCCGAUGGAGGCCCGCGCCGAACGAGCCGAGCGGCAAGAGCAGAGCCUCCUGCGCCAGUCCAUCACCGCAAGCCAACUUCAAGCCCCGGAGAGGGCGUCUCCGUCCCCGAGUCCGUCCAAGUUUGGUCAUGAGAGGACGUUGAGCACGGCCGUUUCCGAAGUGGGCGACAGCCGCCCGGAUUCGCCCGCCACCUUCCAGCGCAACACAAAGGAGUCCGAUUGGUCUUUUGCGCGUCGAGAAGCCGCGCCCGCCAUCCUCGGCAUAGACCAGAACUUUGCCAAGCUGACGGACGAAGAGCUUAAUGCCCUCUUCGAGGACGUCCAGCGGGCCCGCGCGGAGCGUGUCAACGGCCGGGAAGGCGAUGAGGACGGAGAGUCGAUGGCUUCAUACCCGAUCAGGGAGAAGUACAUGUCCACUGGCACCAUCGAUAACUUCUCCCUCGACACGGCCCUGACCAUGCCAUCCACGCCCAAACAGGGCGAAACCGACGAUCGGCUGAGGGACAUGCGAGAGGAGAUGCAGAACCAGCUGGAGAAGCAGAAAGAGGAGUACCGCGACCAACUCAAGAGCGCCGAGGCGGCAAGUGUCGAGGUCGAGGAGAUCAAGAAGGAAAAGGUCCGGAUGGAGGAGACGCUGGUCAAGCUCAAGGCCGAUAUGCAGAAGCAGCUGGAGGUCCAGCGGCGCGAGUUUGAGGCCAAGAUUGAGAAGCUGGACCCGUUGAAGCGCCCAAAGGCCAAACCGAAGCUGUCCAAGGAGGAGAUUGAGCGGGCCAAGGUCGUAGUCAAGCAUUGGCGGAGCCGGCACUAUGUGCGCAUGGCCGAGGCUGUCCUGCAACACGCUGCCACGCUGAAGGAGGCCCAGGUCAUGAGCCACGAGCUUGAUGAACAUGUCGUGUUCCAGUUCACCGUGGUUGACGUCGGGCACACGCUGUGCUCAUCCUACGACAUGGUCCUGAACGGGCUGACCGGCGAGGGAGAUGAUAUUGCGCUUGAAGAGACGCCGAAACCGUGCAUCGGCGUCCGCGUAAUCGACUACCGGCACAGUGUUGCUCACCUGUGGAGCAUCGAGAAACUCCACGACCGGGUCAGGCAGAUGCGGCAGAUGUACCAGUAUCUCGAUCAGCCAGAGUAUGCCCAGCACCUCAAGUUCGAUAACCCGUUUAUCGAGACGUGCAUGCCGCAGUACACUCUGGUCGGGGAGGUUGAUGUGCCCCUGAAGGCGGUAUUCGAGAGCAGGGUCCAGGACUUCACCCUCGACGUCUACUCCCCGUACACGACGCACGCUAUCGGCAUCCUCAAGCUAUCGCUCGAGCCGUCCAGCGCGCGGGCGCCGUCCAACACGCUCAAGUUCAACAUUGUCAUGCACGAGUUGGUCGGCUUCGCGGAGCGCGAGGGGACCGAGGUGCACGCACAGCUCUUCAUUCCCGGCAUUUCCGAGGACGGCAUAACCACUACGCAGAUGAUCAAGGACUUUGACGAGGGCCCGAUCCGGUUCGAGAGCGUUCAUAGCAUGAGCGUGCCCCUGUUCGCGCCCCCGCAGACGACCCUGCGCGUGGCCAUCUUUGCCAAGGUGUCGGCCACACACUUGGAUAAGCUCCUAAGCUGGGAUGAUAUGCGGGACGCGGUGCCCAACUCGCAGGGCAAGAAGGGCGCCAGGAUUAGCGAGUCACACUUCUUUACCGAGGAGAAACACGACUUGCUGGCACGCAUCCAGAUCCUCGAGAUGAACGAGGAGGGCGAGUACGUGCCCGUGGAGGUCACCCAGACCAGCGAGCUCGACGGCGGCACCUUUCAGUUGCAUCAGGGGUUGCAGAGGCGUAUCGCCAUCAAUCUCACACACAGCUCGGGCGAUGCGCUGCCGUGGGACGACGUCACGGCGAUGCGUGCCGGCAAGGUUCAGCUGCUGGACAGCGCCGGCAAAACGCCCGACAUGGGCUCCGCGACCCCGGACAUCCCGCUGAAGCUGGUGUCUGGCCCGUCGUUCCGGACCAACGCAAAUGGCACCCGCAGCGUCACCAUGAUCGGGCAGUGGGACUCGAGCUUGCACAACUCGCUGCUCCUUGACCGGGUGACCGCGGAUAAGUACCGCGUGCGGAUGACCGUGUCGUGGGAGAUCAGCUCCGAGAGGUUAGCCGAGCCAAUGAAGUUCUCCAUGAACGUGUGCUGCCAAGUCCUGUCACGGUCCUUCGUCCGGCAGACGUCCGUCUUCUCGUCGCUUUUCCAGCACGUCCGCAUCGUGCACUCGGCGACGGGCAUCUUCACGCUGCAGUUGCGGCCGGCGCCGAUCAAGCGGGUGGGCGAUCUCUGGCGGAUGAGCAGCCAGCAUGAUUACGUCAAGGGCGAGGAAAACCUGACGGCCUGGACGCCCCGUGGUGUCUCGCUCGUGGUCGACUACAUAAACUCCCGCAAAAAGCGGAAGAUGAUGGCCGAGAUGGCGGCGGUUCAGUCCUUCCUAAAGAAGAUCAACAUUCAGGAGACGAACGGCGAACAAGGAGCCGAAGACAUAGAGCUGCCCCCUCCACCGAAACUCGCCGACGACGACUCCAUCGCGGAGCUCCUGAAGGAUGAUACGCCUGAACCAUCCCCGUCUGCGUCGCCCGAGCCAACAACCAAGGACCCCCCUAUCCACCCCCAAGAGCAAGAGCCGACCGCCUCCCCUCCGGUGGAGCAAGAAGAUGAAGAAGGAGAAGGAGAAGAAGCACAAGCUCCGAAACCAAACCCUUCGGAAUACUCAGAGCAUCAAACGGAGCUCUUGAACCGUUGUCUGAACCUCUGGCUCCGGUACCCCGACCCCUCGCUCCGAAUUCUGUCGCCCGCCAACACGGACCCGCCCGAAGACGGCGCCCCCCCGGCGGACGCCUCGUCUCUCUCUCCGGCCCAGCAGCCGACGUCGAUCGCGACGGUCAUCCGCGUGCCCAAGAACCCGUCGGUCCUCAAGGGCGGGUACCUCCUCGUGCCCAACGCGGACUCGACGCGGUGGGUGAAGCGGUUUGUCGAACUGCGCCGGCCGUACCUGCACGUGCAUUCGGUCGGGUCGGGAGAGGAGGUCGGGGUGGUGAGUUUGAGGAACGCGAGGGUGGACAGCCAGCCGGGGAUCUUGGGCUUGUUGAAUCUGAACGGGGGGGAUGACGCCGCCGACGAAGGCGUGGACGUGGGGGGGGAUGAAGGCGGCGGUGGCGGCGGUGGCAGUAGUGGCGGAGGCCCGGGGGCGAUCGGCGGGGGCUUCGAGACGCCGAGGAGGGGGUUGUCUCCCUCGCCCUCGCGGUCGGCGGUUCGCUCCCCGCCGCCGUCGUCGGGUGGGGCGGGAGGCUUGAUCGCCUCGCUUUGGCCGGGCGGCAGCGGUUCAGGCAGCAGCAGCAGCGGGGCCCGAAGCGGCAGGCCUGGUGGUGCUAGCAGGUACGGCGGCGGCGGCGGCGCGGGCGGUGAAGGAGGAGCAGCAGCAGGAGGAGGAGGGGCAGGAGGGAUCAGCAGGCUCAGCGAGCGGCUGCAGGCGGGGGUGUUUGCCGUCUACGGGACGGAUAACACUUGGCUGUUUGCGGCGCGCAGCGAGCGCGACAAGAUGGACUGGGUUACCAAGAUCGAUCAGAGCUUUGGCAUGAGUAGCGGGACGCCGAGUGGGACCGCCAGCCCGCGGGUUGGCGGCUGGUGAAAGGGGGGGGGAGGGUGUGUGGACGUGGAUGGACGGGCGAUGGCUGGAUGGAUGGAUGAACGAAACGGAUGGAUAGACGGCAAGGUGCUGAAAAAGCGGUGCUUGGUGGGUUAUCUAUAUACUACUGCUGCUUAUCUGCUUAUUAGGG
This is a messenger RNA of Thermothelomyces thermophilus ATCC 42464, 5877 nucleotides long. RefSeq lists its product as uncharacterized. The record is from RefSeq and is a predicted model, not a curated record. The transcript is spliced from 2 exons. Bases 297 to 5729 code for a protein of 1810 amino acids. Lineage: Eukaryota; Fungi; Ascomycota; Sordariomycetes; Sordariales; Chaetomiaceae. Gene Ontology annotation, biological process: microtubule-based movement; cytoskeleton-dependent intracellular transport. Gene Ontology annotation, molecular function: ATP hydrolysis activity; microtubule motor activity; ATP binding. Gene Ontology annotation, cellular component: microtubule; kinesin complex.